Molecule: messenger RNA, 2571 nt
Organism: Fonsecaea multimorphosa CBS 102226
Lineage: Eukaryota; Fungi; Ascomycota; Eurotiomycetes; Chaetothyriales; Herpotrichiellaceae
Exons: 2
Coding region: 1-2571 (856 amino acids)
Biological process (GO): cellular response to pH
Cellular component (GO): plasma membrane
Source: RefSeq, a predicted model, not a curated record
AUGUCCCCUGAUGCUUCAAUCACUGCUCGCCAACUAUGGGGCCAGUCGACUACUACCCACAAGCGCCAAACGGCGUCCGAUGCCUGGUGUACGCCUUUGAUUCUGCCUAGUGGAGGCAUCUUUAUCUUCAAUGACGAUACCACAACCACCCUUUCCGCCAAAGUAACCUUCAAACUCCCUUGCGAAAACCCCUCGCCCAUCAUCAGCCCCGACACCACCGGCAACUCGUCAGUCAUUGGCUUCUCCAACCCCUUCUAUGCCUCGAUAUCACCCCAGAUCUUCGCCCUUGCUACCGCUACCGUCAUCAGCUAUAUACUCGUCAUCCUCAUCUUCAUUACUCCAAGGACGUUCUAUGUUGGAAGUGCUAGCGGAGGAGGGGGAGGGCUAGGGGGCGCCCGUUUCCUGGGUCGUCGUAACAUGAUAACAGGUUCAUAUGGAUCGUCUUCUAUCGUGGGCGUCGGACGGAGACCCCUGCUCCAAAAGAUUGCUACUGUCACUGUGGCAAUCUCUCUAACCAUCGCCACGGCCGACACUUUCCACGUUGCGGAGGAGCAAUACAACGAGGGAUAUAUUGACUCGAGCCAGUUGGUUGACAAUGUGGUGGACAGUCUGGAAGUCCGCAUCAUCCGGGUAAUCUCAGACACAUUCCUGUGGCUGGCCCAGGUGCAAACGCUGAUACGACUGUUCCCGCGUCAUAAGGAGAAAGUCACCAUCAAAUGGCUUGGGUUUGCCAUGGUUUCCUUCGACACAAUUUUCAGUAUUUUGGAUUCUUUUGUCAGCGGCAACCCAAGGACCCGGCCGAGGAGCUUUUCAGAUGCGAUCCCCGCCCUGAAUUAUUUGUUCGAACUGGCGAUUUCGCUAAUUUACGCUUCUUGUGUGGUGUAUUAUUGUCUGUCAAAAAGGCGCUUCGCAUUCUGGCAUCCAAAGAUGAAAAACAUCUGCCUGGUGGCGCUCCUUUCGCUGAUCUCGGUUGUGAUUCCCGUGGUCUUUUUCAUUCUCGACAUAGCGCAACCGGACCUGGCAGGAUGGGGUGAAUAUAUUCGGUGGGUCGGGGCCGCAGCAGCAAGCGUCGUUGUUUGGGAAUGGGUUGAGCGAAUUGAAUCGUUGGAGCGAGAUGAGAGAAAGGAUGGUAUUCUUGGACGGGAGAUCUUUGACGGCGAUGAGAUGCUGAACAUGACACCCUCGGAGGACGCAAGUUGGCGUGGAGAUGAAGCGAGGCCUGAUCAAGAAGGUGGCGGGCGGAAGGGGAUGGCGGAAGGCAUGGCCUCCCAUUAUCAACGCCUUCGUGUCCGGCUACCGCUCCGAAAGAGGCGGAAGAGGCCUCCUGCGGAUGGCAUCGCCACUGGUGCAGAAGCGGCUGAUACAACCGGUCAAGCCAUACCAGCUUCACAGUAUGUGAUUCCCCAGCAGGUUAUGACGCCCCCCAGCAGAAGUGACACGGGGAGUGCCGCCAGCACGGUUUAUGCCGUACGCUAUCACAACCUGACAAGUCCAUCGCCCAAUCCUGAACCUGACUUGCAACCUCAACCCGAAGGGCCUACCGUGCCUUCUGUUCCUAAAGUGUCUGGUGACUCUGGAUCUUCUCAUUCGGACGCGGAAAAGGAACUCGCUCUGGAAACAGUACUUCCAAAGUUACCGGGGACCCAACGACGAACCGUCUGGCAGUCAAUGCCGAACCCCUUCAAACGACGCCGAUCUGAACCUCCGGCAGAAGUCGCUGACGCGCAGAACGCGAUUGGAGUGCGACGGUCACCAAUCGAUCGCACCCUCAACUUAAGAGAUCGCCUGGGAGCAUUUGCUUCUGCUCAAAAAGAACGGCUUGUGAGUCGAGGAAAUGUGCCAGCAGCCGCGUUGCCAGUCACAGUCAUUCCGGCGCCGAAGAGUAAUGGUCGGACAUGGUCCCCUGACGAUAUUCGCGAUCGGUCUACAGACGAUGAUUCUAUUCGCGUGGAAACAACAGACGCUUCGAGACAGAGGCCAGGAAAUACAGCGGGAGAGCCGAGCGCUCGUGACUCCAGUGAGGCGGUUGUCAUCCCAGCACCCAUCAACGGUCGGACCUGGAUUCCAGAUGAGGCGCAUGCCCGCUCCCAGCUCACCCCAAGCCCUCAGCGCACUGACGCCGCGGCAUUUCGAAACCCUCCAGCGAAUCCCAGUGAGCUACAGCGAGCUCCGCAAACUUAUGUUGCUCGAGGCUCACUCUCCAUCUCAGAGCCGGAGUUUAGAGCGAGCCGGAUGGCCGACCCUUACAAUACAGGUUUGCCGCGGUCCUCAGCGUACGCCCGGCCUCCAGCCAUCACUCCAAUUGCGGAGGACACAAUAAACGAGAUCAGCAGUGAACUCUCACCUCUCUCUGAACACCAGCGAGAGUCGUUCGCAGAACAAUCUCCAAUGGUUGACAGCACGGGCGUAUCCCGACCCAUUGAUGUGGAUGAUACAAAUGUCCGGAAGCCCUCGUCGUUCGUCCUCACUGCGGAUCAGGCCACUCAUGAGGGGCAGCGUACUUCAGAGAGCCAUACGAACCAGGAUGCUGAUGGGAGGGAUACGGGUGGCACGACAUCACAAUCCAUUUAG